Molecule: messenger RNA, 279 nt
Organism: Durusdinium trenchii
Lineage: Eukaryota; Dinophyceae; Suessiales; Symbiodiniaceae
Source: the annotation of a GenBank genome assembly
AUGUCCACUGCUCAGCUGUUGCCGUUUCUCUCCUCCCGACUUGGGGAUGGUGAUGUUGCUGUGGGGCUUGCCAAGAGCGGCCGCACCUUCUUAGGCCCUGCCCUUGAGCUGGGUGAUCGGAAACUAGAGGCCACACAGACUUUGGUGGCACAGAUGUUUGUUGCUGGCGAGGUGCUUGAGGCCUUCAGUUGCAGCACCCCGCCCGUCGGGGCGUCUCGACAGCUCCUGCGGCAACUCUGGAACUUCCAGGAGCUUCGCUGGUUCGGAGGACUGUCAUAA